This is a messenger RNA of Rhinichthys klamathensis goyatoka, 1005 nucleotides long. Its product is annotated as olfactory receptor 52E8-like. Lineage: Eukaryota; Metazoa; Chordata; Actinopteri; Cypriniformes; Leuciscidae. Gene Ontology annotation, cellular component: membrane. Gene Ontology annotation, molecular function: olfactory receptor activity; G protein-coupled receptor activity. Gene Ontology annotation, biological process: G protein-coupled receptor signaling pathway. The record is from RefSeq and is a predicted model, not a curated record.
CUUGUGCAAAACAUCAAACUCAAAGCUGCCAUGAGCUCUGUAAAUGCAAGUUAUUCACAGAAUAUCUCCAUUGUUCAUCCUCAAUACUUUUUUAUCAUUGGACUAUCAGGUAUACCAUAUAGCACUUAUUUCUAUAUAUUUUUAUUUAUGAUUUAUUUUAUUACUAUAAUUGGGAAUGCUAUAGUCCUUCUCAUUAUAGCUCUUGACCGGAGCCUGCAUAGUCCAAAGUACAUUGGUGUGUUUAACUUGGCCUUGGCUGAUAUUGGUGAAACUAAUGCACUAAUUCCCAACAUGAUGAAGACUUUUCUGUUUGACUCACAGUACAUCUCCUACAAUGCUUGUUUAGCAAACAUGUUUUUUGUCUUCUUCUUCAGUAGUUUGCAAAGUGUCACUCUUGUUGUUCUGGCAUAUGAUCGGUUCAUUGCAAUUUGUUUGCCAUUAAGAUAUCAUGCAAUUGUGGACAAUACCAGUAUGGUUUUGGUUUUUCCAGCAAUAUGGGCAUUUAAUUAUUCUAUGGUGGCCUUGAUGGUGAUCACCCGACUUUCAAUUUGCGAAUCCAAUGUAAUACAGAGUUAUUUUUGUGAUCAUGGGCCAGUGUAUAGGUUGGCAUGUAAUGACUAUAACAUUAAUAAGUCUGUGGGAUUUGUUAUCACAUCUUCAUACCUUAUAGCACCAAUGAUCAUUAUAUUCCUGUCAUAUCUGGGCAUUUUUCUUUCUUUAAGCAAAAUUACAACUUGGGAAAGACGUUAAAGAGCACUGAAGACCUGUGUUUCUCACCUGCUGUUAGUAGGGAUUUAUUUCCUUCCAAUAUGCUUCACAUACCUUGCACAACUCUUGCUUGCUCUCACUCCCAAUGCCAGAGUCAUCAGCACAUCUCUGGCAUAUGUUGUUCCACCAAUGCUAAAUCCCAUCAUUUAUGUUUUAAACACAGCUGAAAUCAAAAACUUAUUGCGAAAAAUUCUUACCAACAGACCUGCACCAAUUAGAGAGAAGAUUUUGAAAUGA